AUGGGUAUAGAUGAUUCUUAUUUUGAUGAAGAUAUUUUACAAGUUAUAUUAAAUUUCGAAAAUAAAUCCGAUUAUGACCAUAUCAGAAGAACUUCGGAAAACUACAGAAAUCAUAACAGAUGCGUUCGUUACAUUCCAGAUGAAAUUGACCCAGAAUUCGCUGACUUAGUUCCUCAUAAACCGUCAAAAGAUGGAUCCAGAUCCGAAAAAAUUGAAUACACUGACGAUGAGGAUCCGCCAGCGGAUGAAGAACCGUCAGAAUCUGAAAAUCUUUCACUUCCAACAGAUUAUCCAAAAUUCAACAAAAAAUCUAUAUUUGGUUCCGAUAUCAAAGUACCACCAGAUUGGAAAAGGUUUUCAUUUUUCUUCAAGGCGAAGGAAAUUCCAGAUGAUCCCCAAGAAUUCCAUAAUUUAUUAUCCAAAUUUAAACAAGAUCUUUAUAAUACGUACUCGUCUUUAAUUCGUAUUAAUGAAGAAAACAUCUCGGCUGUUGCAGUUUACGAUUCUCAGCAAGCAAAAGAAAUUAUGAAUUCAGCUUUUACUGAUUUUCAUAACUUUAGUUAG
Trichomonas vaginalis G3 is the source of this 564-nucleotide messenger RNA. RefSeq lists its product as uncharacterized. Bases 1 to 564 code for a protein of 187 amino acids. Lineage: Eukaryota; Parabasalia; Trichomonadida; Trichomonadidae. The transcript has a single exon. The record is from RefSeq and is a predicted model, not a curated record.